Messenger RNA from Leopardus geoffroyi (Geoffroy's cat), 1774 nucleotides. RefSeq names its product WD repeat domain 88 (gene WDR88). The transcript has 11 exons. Gene Ontology annotation, molecular function: protein binding. The record is from RefSeq and is a predicted model, not a curated record. Bases 323 to 1774 code for a protein of 483 amino acids. Lineage: Eukaryota; Metazoa; Chordata; Mammalia; Carnivora; Felidae.
CCGCCACGAGCCCCUGCGCAGGCCGAGGGCACACAGAAAUCGUCCUGGGACAGGGAGCCAGGGAGAACCAAAGGAAAGCUCUGGGGGCGGGGCUACUCAUUUCACAUGCUUGGCCUCAUUCCUUUUGUGCCCAGGGCCGGAACCCCGUUUUUCUGGGAAUAAGUGUGUUCCGCGUGGAGGUGAAGCAACGAGAUAGCAGCGCUAGGGGGAGGGCGUGGCGUUCCCAGGAAGCGGGCGCGGGGCGCAGGCGCGUGGCGCCACCGUUCGUUCGUGGCCUGGCCGGGGUGCUGGGUGUCGGCAAACCAGCGGGUGGGGCUCUGAGAUGGCCUCGGAGCCACCCUGCGCCCCCGGCUCCCCGGAAGCCCCGGACAAGGGCAAGAAGACAGUGUCACAGCAGUGUGAAGUACAGCCGCCUUUGGUCCACUCCGGCGACAUUGAGCAUCCGCCCCAGAAGCUGCCCCGUGCGGCCCUGGUCAGGGGCUAUGGCCGCUUCCAUCUGUCGAUUGUGGAAGCACGCCAGGGCCAGCUGCUGUCCCACUUGGACCCCCUGGAGGUGGGCAAGCGCUCACUGCCAUCCGAGAAGCACCCGAUGCCUGAGGAGAAGUUCUGGGGCGACCAGGAGUCCCUCUCCAAGAUCCCAUUUAAAAUUAUGAAGGGACACAGUCACAUUGUGAGUUCCUGUAACUUCUGUGUGGAUGACACAAAGCUCCUCAGUGGCUCCUAUGACUGCACUGUGAAGCUGUGGGAUGCUGUGGAUGGCUCAGUCAUUCGGGAUUUUGAGCACAGGCCCAAUGCUCCUGUUUUAGAGUGCAGCGUGACGGCUGACAGCAAAAGAAUUAUUGCAGCGUCCUAUGACAAAGCAGUGAGGGCUUGGGACCUUGAGACAGGCAAGCUGCUGUGGAAGAUCAACCAUGAAACCUUCAUAGCCUCCUGUAAGCUUUCUCCUGAUGGCAAAUACGUGGUCUCAGCCUUGGACGUGGAUCGCGGAAUCUGUAUAACAGAUGCGGAAAACGCCACCACUGUGUCACACAUCAAAAAUCAUCACAGCCGGUCUCUCACGGCAUGCUGCUUUGACCCCGACAGCCAGAAGGUGGCUUCCGUCUCAUUGGACAAAAGCAUCAAGAUCUGGGAUAUUACAUCCCAAGCCACGCUGCUCACCAUCACCAAGGCACAUUCCAGUGCGAUCUCUAACUGCUGUUUCACCUUCAGUGGCCAUUUCCUGUGUACAAGCUCUUGGGAUAAAACCUUAAAAAUCUGGAAUGUCCAUACAGGGGAGUUUCGAAACUGCGGAGCCUGUGUGACUCUGAUGCAGGGCCAUGAAGGUUCUGUGAGCUCCUGCCACUUUGCCAGAGACACCUCUUUUCUCGUGUCUGGAGGGCUCGACAGGACUGUGGCUAUCUGGGAUGUAGGAGAAGGCUACCGGAAGCUCUCCUUGAAGGGCCAUAGUGACUGGGUGACAGAUGUUGCCAUUAGCAAUGACAAGAAACGGGUCCUGUCUUCUUCAAAGGAUAGGACCAUGAGACUAUGGAAUAUUGAAGAAAUUGACCAAAUUCCUUUGGUCAUAAAGUACAAAAAGGCCCUGGGCUCAAAGGUGAAACAGUGUGAAGUGUGUGACAGGCCUUUCUCCAUCUACGAAAGUGACAUCUUUUCUGAAACCGUCACCAAAUGUGUGUUCUGCCGGAUGGAUGCAAAAGACUUGUCAGCAGAGGCCUCAUCAUCAUCCGGAGGGGAAGACUCACUGGCAAGGGAGUGCAGCCCGGCCACAGAUGACUGA